AUAAAUCGGAGCGUAGGAUGGAUUUACGAGCGAGUGUUAUCAGGGAGACGAGCGCACAAAGUACGAUCAGAUUUUUACCGAGUAUGUCGUCGAUUGUCAAUCACGCGUGACGUUAUCGCCUUUCCGCUUUCGUCUAUUCGAAGGAUUUAAGAACGAGUUUAGUCUUCCUCGUGCACGGAAGUCGAAGCAUCGCGGCAAAAAUCGACUGGAAGUUAGAACUAUGGUGACUAAGAAAACACGUUCGAAAAUGUGGAAAGUGUUGCUAGUUAUCCCGUUCUUCAUCGCCAUAGGUGGAACAGAUGAUUGUGUACCUACAACAUAUGGUGGAGACAAAAUAGUAUGCGUUUGCAAUGCGACCUACUGCGACACUGUUCCAGAGAAGGAACCUCUACAAAAUGGAACCUUUUAUUCGUACACCAGCAGUAAAGCUGGACUCAGAAUGAACGUAAGGAAGGGUGAAAUCAAUUCCUGCCAACAAAAGCUUGGAUCUGUAACUCUAACCAUAGAUUCUACUAAGAAAUACCAAAAGAUUCUCGGUUUUGGAGGUGCCUUCACCGAUUCUGCAGGAAUAAAUAUUAACAAACUCAGCAAUGCUACUCAAGAACAACUAUUACGUGCGUACUACGAUCCGGUGAAAGGAAGCGGAUACUCGUUAGGUCGUAUAGGAUUCGGUUCAACCGACUUUUCCAGCAGAUUUUAUACGUACGACGACCACCCUGACGAUGCAGAGCUGAAAUACUUUUCACUUGCCACCGAAGAUUACAAAUACAAAAUACCAUAUAUGAAAAAAGCCUUAGAGUUAAAUCCUAAAACGAAAUUCUUCGCUGCUAUAUGGUCACCUCCCGUUUGGAUGAAGACGAAUAACAAACCCAAUGGAGGCUUCUUGAAAAUUGAACACUAUGCGACCUAUGCCAGCUAUAUAACUAAAUCUGUGGCUGCAUAUACAAGCAAUAACAUAACUAUAUGGGCAGUUUCGACGGGUAACGAACCACUAAAUGCUUAUAUACCCUUUGAUCGUCUGAGCUCAAUGGGAUGGACACCUGGCACCGUGGCUACCUGGGUCGCUGACUAUUUGGGCCCAACUCUGGCAGCAUCGGGACACGGUACCGAGAUCUUAGCCCUAGACGAUCAAAGAAUUGAGCUACCUUGGGCUGUUGAUUCAAUGUUUAAUAAUGAGAAAGCGAAGGAUUAUAUCUCUGGAGUAGCCGUACAUUGGUACGCCGAUUUUAUUAGCUCUCCACAAGUGUUGGAUAAAACGCAUAAUAAUCACCCGGACAAAUUUAUUCUCUUAACUGAAGCGUGUGAAGGAACUGGACUCGGACCUCAUGUUGAUUUAGGAUCAUGGGAUCGAGGACAGGCCUACAUCCUAAGCAUAAUCGAGUACCUGAACCAUUGGUCAGUUGGUUGGGUAGACUGGAACUUGGCUCUAGAUAAGAGUGGUGGACCAAAUAUAAUCGACAACUACGUCGAUUCGCCUAUUAUCGUAAAUCCAGAAAAUGAUGAAUUUUAUAAACAACCCAUGUAUUAUGCUCUCCAACAUGUCAGCAAAUUCAUUGAUAGAGGCUCUCAGAGAAUUUCCAUCACGGAUACUAUCGACAUCAAAUCGACCGCUUUUACAACACCUUCUAACGAAGUCGUUGUUGUAUUGUACAACAAGAAUUUCAUACCAAGAAAUGUUAUUCUAAAGGAUUCGAAGAAAGGAUCAAUUUGCGUCGAAUUACCGGCAUAUUCUAUGAACACUAUUGUUUAUAAACAAUAAAAAGAAUCCUUUCGUAAAUAGUAUCGAUGGAACAUAAAAUUUGAUCUUCUUUGUAAAUUAUAAUUUCUGUACUUAAAGAUAAAUAAAAAAACUGAAAGCAAUC
Messenger RNA from Megachile rotundata (alfalfa leafcutting bee), 1862 nucleotides. Its product is annotated as lysosomal acid glucosylceramidase-like. NCBI's taxonomy places the organism in Eukaryota, Metazoa, Arthropoda, Insecta, Hymenoptera, Megachilidae. Gene Ontology annotation, molecular function: glucosylceramidase activity. The record is from RefSeq and is a predicted model, not a curated record. Gene Ontology annotation, biological process: glucosylceramide catabolic process.